Molecule: messenger RNA, 777 nt
Organism: Aaosphaeria arxii CBS 175.79
Lineage: Eukaryota; Fungi; Ascomycota; Dothideomycetes; Pleosporales
Exons: 2
Coding region: 1-777 (258 amino acids)
Source: RefSeq, a predicted model, not a curated record
AUGGCACUCACAGAACGGCCACGCCGUAGGAGCUCGGAGACAAGCAGCCGCAGCAUGAUUGCGAAAGGUCUGAAUGCUAAUUUAGUUGUUAAGUCCGGCAACGACUCUCGGCCGCCAAUGAAGAAACGUCGCAACGGCAUGCUCGACCUCAGGAUAUCUAUAAAGUCACCUCGAUUCCAAAUCUCGAGAGAAAACUCACUGGGAUCGCCAUUGCUACGCCUGCCUGCGGAGAUUCGAUGUAAAAUUUACGAGUACGCCCUAGGCGGAUAUGACAUCUCCAUCGUUCGUCGAAUUGCGAGCACCUCCGGCAAUGCUACAGAUUUCCUGUCUUUCUACGAUGGUGUUGAGAUUCCGCGCGGGAGCAGGUCGAUUGAGAAGCCAAAUAUUGGGCUUCUUCGAGUGUCGCGGCAAAUUUAUGUCGAAACUGCCUUGCUGCCGUACGUCUACAAUACCUUCUGCUUUGACCUUGCUCUCGGGAAUUCUACAUUCACGCCUUGGAUGAAAGCACGGCGGCCAGCGCAGAGACGAGCAGUGCAUUGUAUUAGGCUGCAUUACCGCCACCUGGUUUCCAUAUUCGCCGAGCGACGCAAGCCGCUCAGAGCCUUCUUCCCAAACCUCAAGUACAUCGACGGUACGGAUUACAUGGUUAAGUACAUGGUUAAGUACAUAGCCCCAGCAAGUGCCAGCCAUCUGGAAGCAAGAAUUAGGGAUGCAGAAGGCGACGAUGUACGUUUGAUACUUCAACCCCGGGCCCAAUCUCCCGUACACACUGAAUAG